Messenger RNA from Penicillium verhagenii, 5028 nucleotides. Its product is annotated as DNA-directed RNA polymerase I core subunit RPA190. Gene Ontology annotation, molecular function: DNA binding; DNA-directed RNA polymerase activity. NCBI's taxonomy places the organism in Eukaryota, Fungi, Ascomycota, Eurotiomycetes, Eurotiales, Aspergillaceae. Gene Ontology annotation, cellular component: RNA polymerase I complex. The record is from RefSeq and is a predicted model, not a curated record. The transcript has 4 exons. Gene Ontology annotation, biological process: DNA-templated transcription. Bases 1 to 5028 code for a protein of 1675 amino acids.
AUGACGACCUUUUCGCGCCCGGUCGCCUCGAGCAUUGCCGGGGUUGCCUUUACCGUCUACUCCGAUGAAGAGAUUAAAAAGCUGUCGGUGAAAAGAAUUCACAAUACUCCAACCUUGGAUUCUUUCAACAACCCAGUCCCCGGUGGUCUCUAUGACCCUGCAAUGGGUGCAUGGGGUGACCAUGUGUGUACUACAUGCCGUCAAAAUUCUUGGUCUUGCACUGGUCACGCUGGUCACAUUGAGCUUCCUAUCCCCGUUUACAAUGUCACUUUCUUCGAUCAUAUCUAUCGCCUUUUGCGGGCCCAGUGCGUGUACUGUCAUCGCCUGCAGAUGUCUCGCGCAGAGGUCAACAUGUACAGCUGCAAGCUGCGCCUUUUGCAGUUUGGUCUUGUCGAUGAAGUCGCCGUGGUCGAUUCAAUGGGAUCCUUCAAGGGAGCUACAUCCAAACCCAGCAAGGAAGACGAUUCCGAUGAUGAGGAAGAUAUCGAAUCUAUAAUGGAAAAGCGCAUAGCCUACGUCGAUCGCUCCAUCAAUGCAGCCAAGAAAGAUGGAAGACUGGUUGGUCUAAUGGCCGGCGCAAAGAACCCCAUUGCUGCAGAGCAGAGACGAGACCUGGUUAAGAACUUCCUUAAGGACAUCAACAGCAAUCGCAAAUGCGCCAACUGCAAUGGUAUCUCUCCUUCUUACCGAAAGGACCGCUACAACAAGAUCUUCAAGAAAGCACUCCCCGAAAAGUCGAAAUUGGCUAUGCUGCACGGUGGAUUCCAGGCCCCCAACCCCCUGGUCCUCCUCGAUUCCGAAAGGAAGGCUGCCAAGGUGAAUGGCACCCGCUCUGAGAGUGUGGUUUCAGAAGCUCAUGGUGCCGAGGAAGAAAUUCGGCGUGGGGCUGCUGUGACAAACCAGACCUCUUUUGGACAGGAGUUCAUGACUUCCUCCGAGGUCUACAGUUGCUUGAAACUACUUUUCGCCAAGGACGGCGAGGUCCUGCAACUUGUUUACAAUGGUCAGCCAGUCGCAAAGGGAGCAAAGGUCGUCAGUGCCGAUAUGUUCUUUAUCAGGAGCCUUAUCAUUCCCCCCAACAAAUUCCGCCCAGCUGCUGCUCAAGGCGCAGGUGCGAUUAUGGAAUCACAGCAGAACACCGCAUUCAACUCGAUCAUUAAGCAGUGUGAUUUGAUAAACCAGAUCAGCAAAGAAAUCCAGAACAAGGAUGAUGAAGAGAUGGGCAUGAUGCGUGUACGAAAUUAUGGCGACCUUCUUCAGGCAAUUGUUGCUCUUCAGGACCAUGUCAACGGACUGAUUGAUAAAGAGCGAACUGCUGUCACGGGCUCAGCAGUAGCUGCGUUGCCCAAUGGUAUCAAGCAGCUUCUGGAGAAGAAGGAAGGAUUGUUCCGAAAGAACAUGAUGGGUAAGCGUGUCAACUUCGCUGCCCGUAGUGUUAUCUCGCCCGAUCCGAAUCUUGAGACCAACGAAAUCGGUGUUCCACUCGUCUUCGCGAAGAAGUUGACUUUCCCGGAACCCGUGACAAACCACAACUUCUGGGAGUUGAAGGAGGCUGUGAUCAAUGGACCCGACAAGUACCCCGGUGCUGCAGCAAUUGAGAACGAGAACGGUCAAGUCAUCAACCUGAAGUUCAAGAGCCUGGAUGAGCGUACGGCGCUUGCCAAUCAAUUGCUAGCACCAUCAAACUGGCGGCAGAAGGGAUCGCGGAAUAAGAAGGUAUACCGCCAUCUGACAACCGGUGAUUAUGUCCUCAUGAACCGUCAGCCCACACUUCACAAGCCUUCCAUCAUGGGACACAAGGCUCGUGUGCUUCCUAAUGAGAGAACCAUUCGCAUGCACUAUGCAAACUGUAACACCUACAACGCUGAUUUCGAUGGUGAUGAAAUGAACAUGCAUUUCCCCCAAAACGAGCUUGCUCAAGCAGAGGCGCGGAUGUUGGCUGAUGCAGACCACCAAUACCUGGUUGCCACUUCCGGCAAGCCGUUGAGAGGUCUGAUUCAAGAUCAUAUUUCAAUGGGAACUUGGCUCACUUGCCGUGAUAGUUUCUUCGACGAGGAGGACUACCACCAACUUUUGUACAAUUGCUUGAGACCCGAGAAUUCGCACAUUGUCGGUGAUCGCAUUCAACUAGUGGAACCAGCCUUUAUCAAGCCUAAAUACCUGUGGACUGGCAAGCAGAUCAUUACCACAAUUCUGAAGAACAUUCGGCCUGCGCAGCAUGCGGGUCUCACCCUUAAGGGCUCGUCCUCAACCCCUGCUAAUCGGUGGGGAGAGGGCAGCGAAGAGGGUGAUGUCAUCUUCAAGGACGGAGAGUUCUUGUGUGGUAUUCUUGAUAAGAAGCAGCUUGGACCGUCUGCUGGUGGUUUGAUUGAUGCUAUCCAUGAAGUUUAUGGCCACACAAUCGCUGGAAAGCUGAUGAGUAUCCUCGGUCGCCUACUUACCAGGUUCUUGAACAUGCGCGCGUUUACUUGCGGUAUUGAUGAUCUCCGAUUAACCAAGGAGGGUGAUCGCAUGCGUAAGGAGAAAUUGAGCACUGCAGCCCAAAUGGGUCGUGAGGUUGCUCUGAAGUAUGUGACGCUUGACAAGACGUCGGUGCCUGAUCAAGAGUCUGAGCUGAAACUCCGACUCGAAGGUGUGCUUCGUGAUGAUGACAAGCAAAGUGGACUGGAUAGUGUUUCCAACUCCCGAUCUGCCCAACUUUCUUCGGACAUUACCAAGGCCUGUCUGCCUGCAGGUCUUGCGAAGCCUUUCCCGUGGAACCAGAUGCAGUCUAUGACAAUUUCUGGUGCCAAGGGUUCUGGUGUCAAUGCCAACCUGAUUUCUUGCAAUCUUGGACAGCAGGUUCUGGAGGGUCGUCGUGUGCCGGUUAUGAUCAGUGGUAAAACAUUGCCAUCAUUCCGAGCGUACGAAACCCACCCCAUUGCCGGUGGUUAUGUGUCUGGUCGUUUCUUGACUGGUAUCAAGCCCCAGGAAUACUACUUCCACGCAAUGGCCGGUCGUGAAGGUCUGAUUGAUACCGCCGUCAAGACAUCCCGUUCCGGUUAUCUGCAACGUUGUUUGAUCAAGGGUAUGGAGGGUCUGAGCGCGCAGUACGACUCCUCUGUUCGCGAGGCGGCCGAUGGAUCUAUUGUUCAGUUCUUGUAUGGUGAGGACGGUCUCGACAUCACCAAACAGGUCCAUCUGAAAGAUUUCGGCUUCCUUGCUGAGAACCACGAGUCCAUUGUUGAGCAAGUUCAAGCCCAUUACCACAGCACUCUGGCAAAGGAUGAAGUCGCAACAUGGCACAAGGAGGCAAUGAAGAAGGUUCGGAAGACCGGAAAGCUCGACGCUAUGGAUCCCGUUCUGUCUCAGUAUCACCCUGGAGGUUACCUUGGCAGUACAUCCGAGGCCUUUGCUCAGGCGCUCAAGAAGUACACGGACGCGAACCCCGACAACCUUUUCAAGGAUAAGAAGAAGGAAGCUGACGGAGUCUCCAAAUUCGUGGGUGAUUUCCAGAAGAAGCUGUCCAAGAAGACAUUUGAUGCUUUGAUGAACAUGAAGUAUAUGAAGUCGAUUAUCGAUCCUGGUGAGGCAGUCGGUAUCAUGGCUGGUCAGUCCGUUGGUGAGCCGUCAACACAGAUGACUCUGAACACUUUCCAUUUGGCUGGUCACUCCGCAAAGAACGUCACCCUGGGUAUUCCCCGUCUUCGUGAAAUUGUCAUGACUGCCAGUGCGUCCAUUAUGACACCCACCAUGACUCUUCUUCUCAACGACGAGAUCCCCAAGGAACACGCAGAGAAGUUUGCCAAGGCUAUUAGCAAGCUCAGCGUCGCUGAGGUUGUUGACAAGGUCCAGGUGAAGGAGCGGAUUGGAGCUGGUGUGGGCUAUUCGAGAGCCAAGAUCUACGACAUCGAUGUCACCUUCUUCCCUGCCGAAGAGUACACCAAUGAGUAUGCUAUCCAAAUCAAGGAUGUGCAGAACGCCCUACAAAACAAGUUCAUUCCACGUUUAGUGAAGCUCACCAAGGCUGAGCUGAAGAAGCGAAAUGAAGAUAAGACUGGAACCAAGUCCUCAACUGCCCAACCCGAAAUUGGUGUCUCGAUCGGCAGGAUCCAGGAGGCCCCCAGUGGUCCUGAUCGUGACGCCGAACCUGCCGAGGAUGAUAAUGAAGAUGAUGAGGAUGACGCCAAGCGAUCCCGCGGAAACAACAACCGAAACAACCAGGUGUCAUAUGAAGGACCGGAUGAUGAUGAGCAAGAUAUCAUCAAUCGACAAGACUCUUCAGAGGAUGAAGACGAUGAAGAGAACGAUACUUCCUCUAAAUCAAAGGGUGAUGUCGACGCCGAUGACUCGGAUGACGACUCAGAUGACGAGGAUAGCAACACGCGCGAGGACGAUGUUAAGGGCAGGUUUGAGGAAAUUACGAAGUUCAAGUUUGAUCCCAAGAAGGGUACCUCAUGCUCAAUCCAGCUGCAAUACGACAUUGAGACACCCAAGCUUCUGCUUCUUCCCUUGGUUGAGGCUGCCGCUCACUACGCUGUGAUCCAGUCCAUCCCAAGCCUCGGAAACUGCAUCUACGUCGAUGGUGACGUGAUCAAGAACGAGCCUGCGACUGUUCUCACUGAGGGUGUCAACCUGCUCGCAAUGCGAGAUUACCAGGAUAUCAUCAAGCCACACUCGAUCUACUGUAACUCUGUUCAUGACAUGCUCCACUACUACGGUGUUGAAGCUGCUCGCGCUACUAUUGUUCGCGAAAUGGACGCCGUUUUCAAGGGUCACAGUAUCUCCGUUGACAACCGUCACUUGAACUUGAUUGGUGAUGUGAUGACCCAGUCCGGUGGAUUCAAGGCCUUCAGCCGUAACGGCUUAGUGAAGGAUUCCACCUCAGCCUUCGCUCGUAUGUCUUUCGAGACCACAGUUGGUGCUCUUAAGGAAGCCGUGCUCGAGAGAGAUGUUGAGAACCUGAAGGGUCCCAGUGCUAGGAUUGUUGUUGGUCGUGCUGGUACUGUUGGAACCGGUGCCUUCGAUGUCCUUGCUCCCGUUGCAUAG